Molecule: messenger RNA, 2924 nt
Organism: Quercus lobata
Lineage: Eukaryota; Viridiplantae; Streptophyta; Magnoliopsida; Fagales; Fagaceae
Product: auxin response factor 2-like
Exons: 14
Coding region: 558-2699 (713 amino acids)
Biological process (GO): regulation of DNA-templated transcription; response to hormone
Cellular component (GO): nucleus
Molecular function (GO): DNA binding
Source: RefSeq, a predicted model, not a curated record
GAAAAAAUGUGCAGAAGUUGUACAAACAAAAGCACUACAUUUGAUUUCCUUACCUUAUAUCCCCCGCCUCAUUAUGUACUGUCUUUGUACCACUUGCUGUUCCAUACUAAAACAAAAACAAAAACAAAAACAUCCUCUCUCUCUCUCUCUCUCUCUCUCACACACACACACACACAGAUACACAAAAACAAACGUUACAACCAGAACCAAAGGCAUCACGCUAUACACACACAGAGAGAGGCAGCAAUUACAGACCUUUUAGAGAGAGAGAGAGAGAGAGAGGCUGUGUUAGCUCUGGCUUGAUAGUGAAGAUGACAAAGAAAGAGAGAGGUAGUAGUCUAAGUUGUUGUAACAGUCUCACACAUUGAACGAUCUGCUGUGGACACGAUGUACACACCUGAUUCUUAAGCCUUUCUUUCUCUCUCUCUCUCUCUCUCCCUCUCACUUGUUGUGUUAGGCUCCUUUAAUCUUCUGGGUAUUCCUUUAUUUUCUCUUCUCUUUCUACUUUCUCAAAGCUUUCGUUUGCUAGCUUGGAAGAGAAACAAAGAAAGAAAAAGAUGGGUAGCGUUGCAGAAAGUACUGAGAGAAAAAGACGUAUCCACACUGGCUUGCUUCCUCACAGCAACCAAGGAGAGAAAGAUGAAUUGUAUGUUGAACUAUGGCAUGCAUGUGCUGGACCUCUUGUUUACAUCCCGCGCGCUGGAGAGAAAGUAUUCUACUUCCCUCAAGGUCACAUGGAACAGGUUGAGGCGUACACCUCUGACGAUGGUAUAAUGGAAAUGCCAAUUUACAAUUUGCGUUCUAAGAUCCUCUGCAAGGUUGUUUAUGUUCAGCUAAAGGCUGAAGCUAACACAGAUGAGGUGUUUGCUCAAAUUACGUUGCUUCCAGUGGCAGAGCAAGACGAGCCAAGUUCGGAGGAUGAAAAUGCUCUAUUUUCACCUCAGAGAAUUGGUGUAUGCUCCUUUAUCAAGACUCUCACUACCUCUGACACAAGCACGCAUGGUGGAUUCUCUGUUCCCAAGCGCCAUGCUACUGAGUUUCUCCCACCUCUGGACACAACUCAGCAAACACCCGCACAGGAAUUGGUUGCUAAGGACUUGCAUGGCUAUGAAUGGCACUUUCGCCAUACUUAUCGUGGUCAGCCGAAGCGGCACUUGCUCACUAGCGGUUGGAGUACCUUUGUGACUGCAAAGAAGCUUGUUGCUGGAGAUGAAUUUAUCUUCCUUAGAGGGGAAAAUGGACAACUUCGUGUUGGGGUCCGCCGUGCUAUGAAACAACUAAAUAGUCCAUCAGUAUCUGUAAUAUCUGGAUACAGCAUGCAACAUGGCAUACUUGCUGGUGCUUUCCAUGCCGUUUCUACUGGAACCAUGUUUACUGUAUACUACCGCCCUUGGACAAGUCCUUCCAAAUUUAUCAUACCUUUUGAUCAGUACAUGAAGUCAACUGAAAAUUACUAUUCAAUUGGAACAAGAUUCAGAAUGCGGUUUGAAGGUGAAGAAUGUUCAGAAAAGAGGUAUAUGGGUACUAUAGUUGGUAACAAAGAUAUUGAUUGCAUUAGGUGGCCUGGUUCAGAAUGGAGAUGUCUUGAGGUGCAAUGGGAUGCCACACCGGACACAUUUUUGCAUCCUGAAAGGGUUUCACCUUGGAACAUUGAGCUGAUAGAAUCUACUUACAAGAGGUCUACUUCUAUCAUAUCCGAACAAAAUAGGAAACGACCAGUUAAUCCAUCGUCUGAGUGUUCUUGCUUGAGUAGAGAUGGUUUGGUUCAAUAUCCAGCUGAAUAUACAUGUCCAAAACACCUAAGGGUCUUUCAAGGUCAAGAUAAAAGGAACACUGGUGCUCAAGAACUGGGUGCACAAACCCCUGAUGUAUUACCACAUCUGGUAGCCCCAUCAAAUCCUAAUUGGGGCCAUAGGCAUUUGGGAUUAGAGAAUCAGCUAUGCAGUCCAAUGCAUGAACGAUUGUCUCAAUGUAACAGCAACAAAAUAUCAUAUUUAAGUAAGAAUAUAGCGGCUCCUUGCCCCACGCACCAAUGGAAUCCAAGAUAUGGAGUCUGUGACAAUGUUGCAGCUAGCAGAAACACUUCAGUUUCAAAUGUCACCUCUAGCAAUUCUGGGUACCAGGAAUGCAGGGCUUCUGAAUCAAGGGAUGAGAAUGAAGCUCUGCUUGCCCCACCAACUGGCUGUUACAGAUACAGGCUUUUUGGUGUCAAUCUAUUUAAUAGUUACCCGGAGCUCCCUUCACCACAAGUAGCCACUUAUUGUGAGCUUUCAAGUCCUUGUUCGGUUCCUCCAACAUCUCAGUCAAGUGUUUGUCAAACUAUCCAGGUUUCAGAGCCCUCUAAGAGUAGCUCGGACGUUCUUCUGGACAAACAAUGCAACAAUUGUUCUAUCACUAAUAGGAGUUGCACAAAGGUGCGCAAGUAUGGAAAUGCUCUUGGAAGAUCAGUUGACCUAAUGCGAUUUGAUGGGUAUGAUGAACUGAUUUCAGAGCUUGACCAUAUGUUUGAUUUCAAAGGAAGUUUGAUCAAUGGAAGCAGUGGGUGGCAUGUAACCUUUACAGAUGAUGAAGGGGACAUGAUGCCAAUAGGAGAUUACCCAUGGCAGGAAUUUUGCCUCAUGGUGCGAAAGAUGCUUAUCUAUCCAAAGGAAGAGAUUGACAGGCAGAAUCCAGGCUCACCAGAUCCAACUCCCCUCUAAUUGCUCUUUGCCGAGGUUACUUAUGUCUUAUUUUGCAUCUGAUUAUAUACUUCAAUAAUACAUAUGAGAGAGAGAGAGAUAGAGAUGGUAUCACUUGUCAGUCCAUUAUGUGAACAUAGCUAUGCACAAUAUGUUAUGCUGUUAGUUGAAUUGGGAUGAAAACCUAUGCACUUUAAUUAUGUAAAUGCAGCAAUGCUUGCUACAUGAAUGCUGCUAUUUAUUUUA